Pedinophyceae sp. YPF-701 is the source of this 576-nucleotide messenger RNA. Lineage: Eukaryota; Viridiplantae; Chlorophyta; Pedinophyceae. The record is from the annotation of a GenBank genome assembly.
AUGUCAGCUCGCAUCUCGGCGCGAAUCAGCGCCCCGCAGCGCAUUGCUGCGCAGCCACGGGCGCUCCGGGCGCGCCCGGUGGCUCCGCGCAGGCUCUGCGUCACCGCCGCCAAGACGAUCACGACGACGGAGAUCCCGAACUUCAUCCACCGCGACGACCUGAUGGACCAGCUCCGCACGUGGGCGACGAUCGAGUGCAUGAACCGCGGCGCGCAGAACUUCGGACUGCCGAUGACGAUCGAGGAGCAGUUCGACCGCCAGGACGACGAGGACGUGCUGUGGGGAAUGACGAUCAGCAUCCUGCGCGAGGGCGAGCGCGCGUGCGACAUAUCGUUUGGGUUCGAUUCGGAGUAUACCGAGAAGAGUCAGUACCUGGACAUGGACCCGGAGACCGGGAUGCCGAUCAAGGGCGGGAAGAUCACGAAGAUCAAGGGGAAGAACUUCGUCAUCGAGAAGACCUGCGACCGGCCCGUCGACGACGAGCUGCGCGGCGUGAUCCGCUCGCUGUGCGGCGGCGUGGCGGACGCGCUCGGGCGGUUCUACUCGUUCGGGUCGGUGUGGUCGGAGGACAUCUGA